GUGGUCUUUAAAGACGCGGCGUAACCUAUCCUUCGAUUCACCAUGGAUUUGUAUAAAUCAAAACAUUGGAUUAGUAUCAUGAAUCGCGUGGGACGGCACAGGCAACAGCAACAGCACAUGUUAGACGAGAAGGAUGCCUGGUUCAAUUACCAAAGAGCUGAGCAGCGUUAAAGAUGCUCCGUGUUCGAGUUCCACGCUCAACAGCAGUCACCACGAAGAAAGUAAUCCUGAACAAAAUACGUGUAAUGGGUAUACCACACCUCAACAAUCUGUUGAACACAGACACAUUGAUAACUCCAUUUUCAACACCAUCUCAAAAAUAGUAAAUCGCACUGCCAAGGUUCCAGAGAUACAAGAUUUCAAAAUUGUCAAGCCAAUAAGUCGAGGAGCAUUUGGAAAAGUUUUUCUAGGCUAUAAGAAGACAAAUCCAGACAAGAUUUAUGCGAUUAAAGUUAUGAAGAAGAAUGAAAUGAUACAUAAAAAUAUGGCCUCUCAAGUAAUCAUUGAGAGAAAUGCACUUGCCUUAGUUAGAAGUCCUUACUGCGUUCAGCUCUUUUAUUCUUUACAGUCAGUUACCAGUGUUUACUUGGUAAUGGAGUACAUGGUUGGAGGUGAUUUAAAGAGUUUACUAGGUGUACAUGGAUUUAUGGAAGAGUCUAUGGCUGCAUUUUACACAGCUGAAGUGAGUUUGGCCCUGGAAUAUCUCCACUCGCAUGGGAUUGUACAUCGAGACCUCAAACCUGACAACAUGCUUCUUUCUAAGGAGGGCCACGUGAAGCUCACAGACUUUGGUUUGAGCAAAAUUACCACCAUGCAUCGUGAUCUCGAGAUUUCAGAUUUAGUAAACCACACUCCCAGUUUAUGUGCUCGAACGCCAGGUCAGCUCCUUUCUCUGACUUCUCAUUUAACCUUUGACUCUCUUGGAUUAAAGUCAAUGGGAUUGAGUAGUGACUCUCUCUUUAUCAACUCCAGUGACACAAGUAACCCUGCGACUGAUUUAUUACCUGAACUACAGUCGAGAGCACAUCAUCACAACAGUUCCCCAAGUUUACUUGUCUCACCAGCAGGAGCAAGUCAGAUUACCUCAGGUGACUAUUCUCGCGUAUCAGGUGUAACUCCAUUUCAAUCGGCCGAGGACAUUCGAAUUUCAGCCUUUCCAAGCGAAAACUCUACGACUAACAGCAGUUAUCACACGUGCGAAGCAUCAUCAUCUGCAACGUCCGUCGUUUCUUCGACAUCGGAAAUGAAUAAUAGCAUCAACAAUAAUAACAACAACAACAACAACAACAACAACAAUAACAAUAUCAACAGUAACAAUAACAACAAUGCCGACGAAGAAGAAGAAUCGACUUUGGAAGCUGAAUACUCGUCGCAGCAGCCGUUACCGCAUCACACUAGUCCAUUAAGUUCCGGUACGAGUAUCUUGGCUAGAGGUACCAAGAGAAAAAGAAAAAAUAAAAUGAUGAAAGAUCAGCACCAGACUGGCCUAACAAGAGAGAUUUGUCUCAUGGGCUUGGGUACUAGUGAUGGCGGGGAUUUGACAACGCCAAAGAAGAAGAAUCGAAUUUUAACUUACCAAUGUACAAGCCCACCCGCGUCUAUUGUGACAACGUUCAGUCGAAAUAUUAAGGAAGCUGGCGGUGGCGCUGUAAAGACAGAAGGCAACAGCGGAUCGGUAAGGGUUGCUUUUAGUACGCCAGUCUCAUCAACGAAACAGCAGCGAUCCCGAUCCGGUGAGGCAAAACCUACGCUAUUAAAAUCCACGAGGUUUGAUCUACCUUCUGCGGGUGCAACGACACCGCGCGAUAUUAGCGAUACGGCUGUUCAGCAAAGAUCGCCUCAAGAAAUUUCGCCAAUUAAAACUCCUUCUGCUUCAGCAGCGAAUAAUUAUACACCUUAUAGAACUCCGAAAUCGGUCAGACGAGGAGCUGUCCAAGCGGGUAUCAAUCGCUCUGAUGACCGAAUCCUCGGGACACCAGAUUAUUUGGCUCCGGAGCUCUUGCUUCGACAAGGUCACGGCCCAGCCGUAGAUUGGUGGGCGUUGGGCGUCUGUCUUUAUGAGUUUUGCACGGGUAUACCGCCGUUCAAUGACGAUACUCCUCAAGCGGUAUUUGCAAAUAUAUUGGCGAGGGACUUGCCGUGGCCGGAAGGCGAAGAAUGUCUGACUGCCAAUGCAAUGGAAGCUAUUGAUUCUCUACUCACUCUUGAUCAAAAUUUACGACCUUCAGCCAAGGAAGUGCGAACUAUGAGACUCUUUCAAGAAUUUCCUUGGGAUGAUCCACAAAAGGCUGUCCCACCGUUCGUACCACAACCCGAUGAUAAUUAUGAUACUUGUUAUUUUCAAGCGCGCAAUAUUUUACAGCAUCUCAAUGUUAGCAGCUGUGACACAUGACUGUCGGCUCAUCGAUGGACCUAUUGUUUUAUCUAAAGUAAUUGUACAUUUGUGUAAUAUGGGCUUUCAAAUAUUACACAUACCAGCGAAACUAUAGAGGAUAAAGUAGCGGGUAAAAAUAGAAAAUUACGUCGUACCUACGAAUGAAGGUAAUGAAACGCGAAAAAAGUCGACAUUAGUGUGAUUGGAAUUCAUUGAAAUAAUGUAACAAUUAAUAUAUGUGUAUGUCAAUAUAAAAUAAUCGUAAAAUACGGGAAUUCAAACGUCACACGUACACGUAAGCUCGAGUUCAGGUUAACAUCGAAUCCGUGGCGACUGUGACGGUAAUUUAACAAGUGUUGCUCUGUUAAUCAUUGUAACUAUUGUAUUAUUACUGUCAUUCAACAUUUAUCUCUCGUCAAAUUCAAAGAGUAAUAAUCUAGAUUGCUGUGUGCAACGUCAUACUUUGGAUUGUAAAUAGUAUAUGACUAAAACUUAUUUUAUUGAAUCUGGUGCUGGAACGCCUAAAUACUUUUAUAAGGCACACUGUCGUUUAAUUUGAUUUACACGCUGUAAAGUAUUGGGCGUUUCAUUCAUUUUCUAUUACAUAUAAAAGGUCUGUGUACUUGUACUUCCAGUUCAAAAAGUUUUUCUGCUUAGUAAUAUCAAAAUACGAUCAAAAUUUUUCUUGGUAUAUAAUUCAGAAAAGAAGAAAGCAUUUUCUCUGAAAGAUUUGAUUUUAUUCAGUGGACUUUCUCUGUAUCGUCGGACUCCGUCCAUUGCGUGUAAAGCUAAUCUAAUUCAUAGACGGAUAUAAUAAUCUAAUAUGUAGUGUAAGUUUAAGAAAAUUAUAGCUGAAUCCUUUGGGACAGUAAUUAAUAAUUAAUACCUUAUUUGUAUAAGCCGCAGUUCGAUUAUGAAUCUGUAAAUAUUUUAUACAUUGCCAAAUUAAAC
Phymastichus coffea is the source of this 3325-nucleotide messenger RNA. It is a transcript of the gene gwl, whose product is annotated as serine/threonine-protein kinase greatwall. Gene Ontology annotation, molecular function: protein serine/threonine kinase activity; ATP binding. The transcript is spliced from 5 exons. Lineage: Eukaryota; Metazoa; Arthropoda; Insecta; Hymenoptera; Eulophidae. Bases 134 to 2392 code for a protein of 752 amino acids. Gene Ontology annotation, biological process: peptidyl-serine phosphorylation; intracellular signal transduction. The record is from RefSeq and is a predicted model, not a curated record. Gene Ontology annotation, cellular component: nucleus.